Molecule: messenger RNA, 1709 nt
Organism: Xyrauchen texanus (razorback sucker)
Lineage: Eukaryota; Metazoa; Chordata; Actinopteri; Cypriniformes; Catostomidae
Gene: st3gal1l2
Product: ST3 beta-galactoside alpha-2,3-sialyltransferase 1, like 2
Exons: 6
Coding region: 160-1095 (311 amino acids)
Molecular function (GO): beta-galactoside (CMP) alpha-2,3-sialyltransferase activity
Source: RefSeq, a predicted model, not a curated record
UGCCUUGCUCAAAGUCAGAAUUGUGAUAGCUAAUGGAUUGUCUCUUGCAGAGACUGAACCCACAACCUUCUGGUUACCAACACUAAUCUACGCUUCACCAUCCACAAUAAUGUUCUUUGUUUGUUUGUUUGUUUUCAGCAGGAGAGAAGCAGUUAAAAUAUGCAGGUGAUUUACAGGUAUUACUAUUUGAUAAUGGUCACAUGUGUGAUUAUGGUCUGCAUGUACCUGGUCUUCCUGAGCCCUGCAGACAAAGACAUAUGUGCGUGUAAACACUGUGUCAGGCAGCAGAGUAGCAGUGUCUGGUUCAAUGAACUCUACGACCUCUCUAUUCCACCACUGCUUACCAGGGAAAAUUAUGUGCUCAGUGGUGAUGUCUACAAGUAUUGGAAGGAUCUUCAAAAAAAUACAAAUGAAGCCAACUACACAGAAGUGGUGGAGAGGAUGUUUUCGCUUUUCCCAGAUAAUGAACAUUACUCAGAUGCUGGUCCAGCUCGUUGUAGAGUCUGUGCUGUGGUGGGAAACUCUGGGAACCUUAAAGGAUCCCAAUAUGGACGUCUUAUAGAUCUUCAUGACUUUGUUAUUAGGAUAAAUAUGGGUCCAACAAAGGGUUAUGAGAAGGAUGUGGGUUCUAAGACCACACACCGUUUUAUCUAUCCUGAGAGUGCCAUGGAUGUGGACAACUCCACUCACCUGGUGCUUUCUCCCUUUAAGAUUCUGGAUAUGGAGUGGCUCAUCAGUGCCUUUACCACUAAAAAUAUCACACGGACUUAUAAAAAGGUUAGGCCGAGUGUAAAUGCCAACAGACAUAAGGUGAUGAUUCUACAUCCUGUCUUUAUAAAAUACGUGCAUGAGAUAUGGUUGCUGAAUCAUGGCAAAUAUCCAUCCACUGGCUUCCUCGCAAUUGUAUUUGCCCUACACAUCUGUGACCAAAUUUCUGCAUUUGGGUUUGGUGCUGACAAAUAUGGAAACUGGUACCACUACUUUGAGAAAACUCCUUAUAACCUUCAUACAGGUGCCCACAGUGGCAGCUUCGAGUUUGACACUAUGAUGCAACUCUAUUUGGAGUACAAAAUCCAGGUGUUCAGAGGAGGAUAAUACAAUGUUGUGAUGAGGUUGAGGGCGGGGCCGGGUGUGAGUGUGUAGUCACAGAGAGGGAUAAGGGCAGCCGAUGUGGCAGAUUGGGAGAGAGAGAGCCACACGCAGCUGCGGCAUCCGGCUGCCCUUAUCCCUCUCAUUGGCUUAAUAGCAGAUAUGGGCCCGGGCGCGCGUAGUCACAGCCCCACCCUCCUCCUCGUCACAAAUGUGUUUACAUUUGUUAUGCAAAGCUUUUGUAGUUAUGCGAGCAAACUGUCUAUGUGGCAUUCUGUGUCAAUAUGAUGAUGUAAAAUAUCACACUGUCAUACCUCAAAAGUAAUACAUUUUGAAUAUUUGGUUACAGCCUAUUUUCAAACACUGGGGCUUUAUUUGUUUAUUGUAUUUUGCUUAUUCUCUUGCUUUUGCUUGUUGUUAACAGCUAAAUAAAUAAAGUAUAUGCAUGUAGGCUAAAUGUAAAAUAGUGUAAAUUAUUCAUAGAUGUUCUCUAAAUGUUCCCAAGAGCAGCCUCUUUCUUGCACUGGUAAUGAAUUUGCUUCGAUUAAACUUUUUUAUAAUUGUGUCUUGUGUCAGCAAGUGAAUUGAAAGAGUAAAAAAAUAUUAUUGCCUGUAUAUAU